Triplophysa rosa is the source of this 3828-nucleotide messenger RNA. RefSeq names its product sorting nexin 27b (gene snx27b). Gene Ontology annotation, molecular function: protein binding; phosphatidylinositol-3-phosphate binding. The coding region runs from base 130 to 1830 and encodes 566 amino acids. Lineage: Eukaryota; Metazoa; Chordata; Actinopteri; Cypriniformes; Nemacheilidae. The transcript is spliced from 13 exons. Gene Ontology annotation, biological process: intracellular protein transport; signal transduction. Gene Ontology annotation, cellular component: early endosome. The record is from RefSeq and is a predicted model, not a curated record.
UGAGUGUCUCGUGACGGGAGCUGCCGUCAGUUUUUCCCGUCUGGAGUCUGACGCAUUCCGCCAGCCAAUAAGCUCAUGUAGCACUUCAGCGCUCGAGCCCGCUGUGAGGGAGGAUUUCUUCAAAUAAAGAUGGCAGAUGUUAUCGAAGGAGACGGUACUCGCUCCGCUGCCUCUUCUGCGCUUCACUCGUCGGCUUGGAACGGCUCCGGCAUGAGUUCGGUGACGUGCGCCGGCGGGCACGCCGGGACCACGGUCGCCUCCGGGCCUCGGCUGGUCCGCAUCGUCAAGUCGGACUCGGGCUACGGUUUCAACGUCCGCGGGCAAGUGAGCGAAGGAGGGCAGCUAAGGAGCAUUAACGGCGAACUUUACGCUCCGUUGCAGCACGUAAGCGCCGUUUUACCGGGCGGCGCGGCGGACAGAGCCGGAAUCUCAAAGGGAGAUCGUAUUCUUGAAGUGAAUGGGGCGAAUGUGGAAGGAGCCACUCAUAAGCAGGUGGUAGACCUCAUCCGAGCAGGAGAAAAAGAGUUGGUCUUGGCCGUCCUGUCAGUUCCCCAGCCAGAGACGGACAGUCUUGAUCCAGGGGACGAUGGCUCAUCUCAGUCUUGCUAUGACUACAGCGACAAGCAGGCAGUGCCCAUCUCUGUGCCUACGUACAAACACAUGGAGCAAAAUGGGGAGAAGUUUGUAGUGUACAAUGUGUACAUGGCAGGCAGACAGUUGUGCUCUAAGCGCUAUCGGGAGUUUGCAAUCUUGCAUCAGAAUCUGAAGAGGGAAUAUGCAAACUUUGCAUUUCCAAAGCUGCCAGGGAAAUGGCCUUUCUCGCUGUCUGAACAACAGCUAGACGCUCGCAGACGAGGACUUGAGGAGUACUUAGAAAAAGUAUGUUCUGUUCGGGUAAUUGGGGAGAGCGACGUCAUGCAGGAAUUUUUGUCAGAGUCAGAUGAGAACUAUAAUGGUGUUUCUGAUGUGGAACUGAGGAUAGCCAUGCCAGACAAAACUACAGUUACAGUCCGUGUGCGAAAGAAUUGCACAACAGACCAGGUCUAUCAGGCUGUAGUAACAAAGAUCGGGAUGGACAGCAUUACUGCUAGUUACUUUGCUCUAUUUGAGGUCAUUAACCACUCCUUUGCACGCAAGCUGGCCCCUAAUGAGUUUCCUCAUAAGCUUUAUGUGCAGAACUACACAUCUGCCAUCCCGGGCACCUGCCUCACACUUCGCAAGUGGCUCUUUACCACAGAGGAGGAGAUUCUGCUUAACGACAACGAGCUGGCCAUCAACUAUUGCUUUCAUCAGGCUCUGGAUGAUGUAAAAAAGGGAUUUAUCAAAGUGGGGGAAAAAUCCUACCAGCUCCAAAAGCUUAAUGAACAGAGGAAAAUGACCACGUAUUUAAGUAUUCUAAGGACAUGCGAGGGCUACAAUGAAAUCACUUUCCCUCACUGCUCUUGUGACUCGCGUAGAAAAGGUCAUGUCAUCACAGCGAUAAGCAUCCGCCACUUCAAACUUCAUGCGUGCACUGAAGAUGGCACUCUAGAGAAUCAGGUUAUUGCAUUCGAAUGGUCAGAGAUGCAGAGAUGGGACACGGACGAAGAGGGAAUGGCCUUCUGUUUCGAGUACGCACGAGGGGAGAAGAAACCUCGCUGGGUCAAGAUCUUCACUCCUUACUUCAACUACAUGCACGAAUGCUUCGAGAGAGUCUUCUGUGAGCUUAAAUGGAGAAAAGAGGUUGAAGAGGAGGCCACAGACAGGGACAACAAGAACUGCAGUAAAGAUGGUAUGUGUGGUAAGAAUAUCUUCCAACUGUUGAGACGCAGAAGGGAUGGAGGCACAUGAACGAAGAGAUCAUCUCCUCUUAAAUUCUCGAAUGCACACGCACACCGUCACGCACACUCAUAGCUGCAUACAGAAGCUCAAACAGGAACCAUUUCAAACUAGUCACGUGGCAGAUACACACAAUCCUUCAAAUUCAAGGCUGUCAGAAAAUAACAUAAAACGCAGGAGAUGACACAACCACGGUACACUAAUGGAAACAGGUCAAACUAUGAAGGCUUUUAAAGACUUUAGCCAUCACAUCAUUUCAUUGGACCGGACAGAUAUGUCAGACAUUUUGGAGGUGACCGCCAGCUUGGGGCAGGUCAGGAGACUUGGGAAUAAGAAAAAAGACUGAUCUAGCUAUUCGAGGAGAUGGCUUCUGAUGGACCCUGGUCACACUUGUCAUUAACAUGGCACCAGCAUUGCAAUUGGUCCAGGUGACUAAUUCAUGUCAUGUGACUGGUCACAAGACAAGCGUUUACAGACCCGAAGAAACAAAUGAGACUGAACUGUGCUGCUUGGGGCAAUGUGGCUAAAUCAGAGAGACGGAGUAUGGUCAUUUAAGAAAUGCAGACCUCAACAGUCUAACAGAUACAUUAUCCUGACACUAACACAUGCACCUGAGAGGGUGAAGAUGCUCUCUCAGAAUGUAUCUAAAAAGGAAUUUACAAAAAAAGGAAAAACCAUUACUACAUUUUCCACUUGGACAAUCAGAGUGUGAGAGGGAAAGAGAAAUGGCCCAGAAGAAAAGAGAUCAAUACUUUCCAUGCUUUUCAACACUAAUUUGUUAUCUCACUAUUGUUGGUAUUGGGUAUGUACAGAUUAACAGCCCUUUAAGUGGGUGUUACCUUUUCUGUUCAUUUCCAAAGCAGUAUUUUAUUUUUUUAUUAGCCAUUGCUGGGCCCAAAUCAAAUUGGUUUUGAAUUUGAGGUGAAAUCUGUCAAAUUCUGCAGAAAGUGUUUUAUGAGGUAAAUCAGAUAAACUGAGCUGAUAGCACUAUGUUUUUACUAGGAGCUAAAGGGAUUAUCGAAUUAGCCAAAAUAUGUCAUAAACACGCAUGGAUAGUACCAUGGGACUUGCAGAAAAAUUACGCUUGGUGGAUUCUGUGGAAAUUUGCAGAGCUUUCUGCAGGUGUAGAUUUUGUGCCUGGCCGUUGGUCUGGAAAACCUGCCCACCAAUAGUCUGUGCACUGUGUGGGUGCUGUCUCUGCACAUAUAUGUAUGACUUGAUUUAUUAACAGUGUUGUGAAUGUGAAGCACUAAAUUGGAACGCCAGAGUUGGCUUGGAGGGUUUGAGUUCUGGGCUGUCAUGCCCUCAUCGAGCAGUAGAUGGCUCUUGACCACAAGGCAAGUCAUCUGCCUUUGCUGUCAUUUUGAAACGGUGUGUUUAUCUGUUGUUUUCCAUUUUACUUAUUGUAGCGCAGGCGCAUACAAACCUGUCACUCCAGACCAGACAUGACAUGUUUUCACUUUUUUGUUUGACGUAUGUAUGAGUUUGUUUUUUCAAACCUGACAGCAUGCCAAUUUCUUUCCUGCACUGUGGAACCUUCUGAUGAAGGUUCUGUGUCAUCAUUUUAAUUGACUUUAUUAGACAUACUGAAACUUUUUAGACUUUUCUCUAUGUCUGCGUGUUUCUCUACCCCUCUCUCAUUCUUAUCAUGCUCUCUGUCCGUUUGUGUUCUUUCUCUUUGACUGAAACUUUAAUUUAUUUAAAUUGAUAUUACACAAACUUCUCAGUGUACAGUAUUUUCAUCAGUGUGAGUUUUUGAGUAAUCUUUUCAAAUAAGGCACAAAAAGUACAUUAACAAGUCAACUCCAAGGUGUAGUAUGAACUGACAUAAGUAAUGUAGGAUACAUACUGUAAAUAAAAAACAACGGUUUGCCGGAAGGGUUUACCUUGUUUGACAUGGACAAAACAAUGUAAAAGCAUUUGGUAAUGUUUGAUCAUAGCAUUAUAAUAAAAUGUAACAUAUUCUUUUAAAUAAAUUGAUUUAUUGACUCAACCAUUGUGUCUGUGAAC